AGAGUGUCGAACUUUGACGGAGUUUAACGCCAUGCUCCGUGCAAUUUCGUUUCGCCACGUUUCACGUGUGCUCGUAGGUCGUACACUGUCAAGUUCGGCUGUCUUCAACUCACAACUGUCCCCCGAGCAAGUGUUUGCCCGUGAAGACAAAUAUGGUGCCCAUAACUACCAUCCUUUACCUGUGGCCUUGGCUAAAGCAAAGGGAGUUUACGUUUGGGAUGUUACAGGAAAAAAAUACUUUGACUUUUUAGCCGCGUACUCGGCCGUCAAUCAAGGACACUCGCACCCAAAGAUCAUAGAAGCGCUCAAAACACAAGUUGAUACWCUGGCUCUAACAUCAAGAGCUUUCUACAACAAUGUCCUAGGAGAGUACGAAGAAUUUGUGACUAAGUUAUUUGGUUAUGAYAAAGUUCUUCCCAUGAAUACUGGAGUAGAAGGUGGCGAGACRGCCUGCAAGUUGGCUCGAAAGUGGGGCUAUACGGUCAAAGGUAUUCCAGACAACCAAGCAAAGAUAGUUUUCGCCGAGGGGAACUUUUGGGGKAGGACAUUAGCGGCAUGUUCAUCGUCUACUGACCCUGAUUGUUAUGCUGGGUUUGGACCUUACAUGCCUGGAAUGGAGCUUAUUCCUUACAAUGACUUGGAUGCUUUGGAGAAAUCAAUAAGUGACCCYAAUACCUGUGCAUUCAUGGUUGAACCAAUCCAGGGGGAGGCUGGUGUAAAUGUACCUGAUGAAGGAUAUCUUAAAGGUGUACGAGAACUCUGCACUAAGUACAACGUCUUGUUYAUUGCUGAUGAAGUUCAAACUGGUCUUGGGAGAACAGGGAAACUGCUUUGUGUAGAUCAUGACAAUGUCAGACCUGAUCUAGUGAUUCUUGGGAAAGCUUUGUCUGGUGGAGUUUACCCUGUAUCAGCUGUUCUUGCUGAUGAUGAAGUUAUGUUGUCAAUCAAGCCUGGCCAGCAUGGAUCAACCUAUGGUGGGAACCCUAUUGCUGCAAAAGUAGGAAUGGCUUCACUCACGGUCAUAGAAGAAGAAAAGCUUUGUGAUCGUUCAGCAGAGUUGGGUAAAGUAUUCCUUGCUGAGAUGAAGAAACUUAACCCUGCUGUUGUUGAAAAGGCMCGAGGAAAAGGACUUAUGAAUGCUAUCAUCAUCAAACCAACUGACAAAUUUGAUGCUUGGAGGGUUUGUCUUAAACUUCGUGACAAUGGUCUUCUAGCUAAACCAACYCAUGACCACAUCAUUAGAUUCACACCACCGCUGGUUAUCACAGAAGAACAGCUUCAAGAAAGUAUUCACAUUAUCACAAAUACCAUUGAUUCAUUUGUUUAAUGCUGUUAUUAUAGAAAAGGAGUAGUUAAAUGUCUUACCUACAUGUAGAAGAGGAUCUCAAAAAGGACAAUAGUUUGAAUGUAUAUAAAAAUUACAASUGGCAACUGCAAUAAUUUUAGUUAUUCUCUGGUGUGGUAGAAGCCUUGCUGAGAUCCUCUUGUGCAUAGYAAGGUGAAUUUUCAUCAAUUCAAAACAAGUUUGUUUAAGAAUAGUUUAUAUUUAUAAUAAUAUCCUUUAUGUCACUAUAUUUAUCUUAUAAAUGUAAGAAGUAAUUUUGGUAAAAUGACAGUUCUGAACUGGUCAUUUAAUUGAAAUUCAGCACAUAUAACCUAAAUUUAUUCCAGCAGUAUUUUCAUAAGAUUGAUCAAUGUCUUUAUUCUCCCCAUAUCAAAAUGAUCUGUUUAAUUGGGGAGAAUUUAGUUGUUGAUCUGAUCACCAAAUAGUUUUAAUUCAUUGUUGGUAUAUCUUCAUGAUGAUGAAUAAUGCAUAAGACAACAUAAAAUAGCAUCAAUAAUAAUCAUUAGUGUUGGCAACAAUAACAAUAACGGUACAGUCAUAUGUAUAGUGAUAUCCAUCCAUAGUAUAUUGCACCAAAACCUUACCAUGUUCAUUAAAACUACAGCAUUUUCAAUAGUACAUAAAUGCAAACACACUACCAGAACAUUAAUAACUGACGAGAACAAAGACAUUAAACAAAAUCUGCUUUUACAUGUAAAGAURUGAAAGUAACUGAGAAACGUAUUCAACAAAUAACAAACUAUAAGGAUCCAAGCCGCUAUAAUCAUAUGGGAAAAACAUGCUUCAAUAACAACAAUUGGAGUCRAAUAUAAACAUGACAAUGACUGACAAAUAASAGACAUGGGAUACAACCACRGAUACCACCGAGGAUUUUUAUUUUUGACUAAAGCCGUUUUGGUUUUGUCAGAAAAAAAGACGAGAACGAUGAAACUAUGACUUUCACUUCAGAUGACUGAAAUAAACAAGGACAUUGAUCACAAUAAUGAAACAAGACACAAGAAGAUCCAAUCGAGAGCAAGCAAGCAAGCAUCAACUUACCUGGUAAUCCAUUCAAAUGCAAACAGUAGUAAGACAUUGGGGCAUCCAUUCCACUGACAAGAGGAAAACCAAUAUACAACUAAAGACACUAAGAAAAAAACAUAUAUACUCAAGAAGCCAUACAAGAGAAGCCAUUUCAAGUGUAAGCAUUGUAGUAGGAAGUCCUCCCAUCAAGGACUAUGUGCAACAGUCCGUUAACAAGCUGAGAUAAACCAUGAUCAUGGAGGUCCUUCCAUGGGGUACAGUGCAGUAAUACAAAACAAUAUUCACAACUCAAAUGCAUUCAAUAAAUAGAUCCAAGUGCAAUAUAACAAAACAUAGUUAAAAAAAGGAAUAAAAAAAAAGGAAACAGUAGCAACAUUCAACCACAGCAGCAACAUUGCAACAACAACAACAGCAACAACAAUAUAUUCAAGGCUUAACGUUAGUCUUGGGUGAUAAUGAUGAUGAUUGAUGAUGAUGAUGAAUUCACACCUGGUUUGACGCAAUCUCUUUGCCUCGCCAUAGUUGUGAACAAGAGACUUAGUGCCAAGACACAAAACUUAGACACAAACUUAGACACUCAGAGAAUUUCACACCUUGUUUGAGUCUUUGCAGAAUCAGUAUGGAAAAGACAACAGUUUAUGACAGACCAUUUACUUUUGCAUCAUUGUGACACCUUAUGAUUUAAAUAUUGACAUGUAGUAACGACAUGUAGUAACAACAAGACCCGAAUUUACUCAAAGUAACAAAUUCAAGAGAUUUUUGACAACAACAACAGAUAAAACAAAAGCAACAACAACUAUCAAGUUAAGGUUUUCAUACAAAGACUUGCUUGAUGGAGAAGAGGAAGAAGAGGAAGAAAAAAUCAAGUUUGCACAUGGUUUGAAGUACUUGCUGCCUCGCCAUGGCUGCAGACAACCACAGGAGAGAGAAAAGCACAAAAAACAACUAAUUAUUGUAAUACAAGCAAACAUUACUAAARCAAGAAGCAAAACUUGUGUAGACAUUGACAGCGACAAGGAAGAURRUGAURACAGAURAAGAAGARUCCAAAAGGGAACACAUUUGGAUUGAAUUAUUUUGUUUUUAACUUUUUGUCACAAUUAGCAMCCCAACAGCACCAAAGAACCACAACAAUAAAUUGUUUUUUACGGCAACACAUACCUUAAAUAAUGAUAGCAAAACAGACAAGAAGAGAUGAUGACUAAGAAGAAAUUUAUGAAAUCACAUUUGCUUUGAAGAAACUUUCUUCAUCAAAUAUGAAAUGACUUUAUCACAAUUGGCACAACAACAAAACAGCAAACUUGCAAAAAGAUAUAUACUGGAAAUGGUUAAUGUUAUAUUGUACUUGAAAGCUCUGAACAUUGAUUGUACCUCUUGCCUUGAUGCUUACACAACAAUUCCUGCACAUUAACCUUCAUUAUCAACAAAGAAWACCAUUCCAAAUUAGUCCAUUACUAGUAGUACAUGCUUCAUGACUAAACAACUACAAUAGCAGAAUCUAUUCAAGCACAAACACUGUGAAAUAUUGAGCCUUCAUUUCAUUUUGAAAAUUGAAGCCAAUCAAGUAAUGUCCAAAGAGUCGCACUUGGCUUGAAGUAAGCAUUGCCUCGCCAUUGAUGUGAACAACACUGGGUGUCUGGAAAGACACAACAAUGACUUAUACAACAACUGGAAUUGAGCUGAUCUGGAAGUUAGUUAUAACAAGAGCAUCGUGUAACAACAUGAAAAAUAAUGACAAUGAUAUAACAUCACAGUAAAGAAGAUCAAUACAAAACUAAGUAGAUACAACUUUACCAGCAAUAAAAGGAGCAACAAAAGCAAUAGUAUUCAUAUUUAGGCUUUCUAUGAUGCCUUCAUAAUGAUGCAUUUACACAUGGUUUGGUGUAAAGUCUUGCCUCGACAUAGAUGUGAGAACAACUGUGUGUCUAUUGACACAGCAACAAGGACAAUGACAAUGAAAUACUGACUAUAGGCUAUGUAGAAGAUGGCUACAACAGCAGCAACACAACAGCAGCAGCAACAACAAUGGCAUUUAUACUUAGGCUUAACAGUAGCCUUUUAUGAUGCCUUCAUGAUGAUGAUGAAGAAGAAGAUGAAAAAUUCACACUUGGUUUGACGUAACCCAUUGCCUCGCCAUAGAUGUGAACAAAACUGUGUGUCUAUUGGCACAACAACAACCAUAACAGCAACAACAAUGGCAAAAUUAUACAUGUAUACAGUCCUUUAGGCACCUUAAGUGAUUUACAUCAAGAGCAACCAUUAAAACAAAAUCCAAAAAACCUUCAGUAGCAGCAACACAGCAACAUUUAUAGCAGCAGCAACAACAAUAGCAUACAUAUUUGGGUUAAAGGUGCUUUUCAAAUGAUGACAAUAUUCAUAAAUCAACACUGGACUUGCAACUAGUUUACCAAAAGUGUCAGCGAGACUGUGCCUAUUGCCAUGACAACAAAAUAAAAAGCAGAGACUCAACAAAUCUCCCUAUAUCUAAAUACAUUAACAUGCAAUCACUUGUUACCAGCAAUGGAACAAGAAAAGCUAUUUACUAUGAAUAGCACACAAGGAAGAAGAAGAAACAAAAGAGCCAAUCUGGGGUUUGACGUAGGAAGUGCCUCCCCUUUGAUUGGACCAAAUUACUGCAGCCACAUUGCAAUUUGACAUCAAAUGACUCUUGUCACCAGCAAUGGGACAAGUAUUACAAAGCUAUUUGUAUAGCAGAAGAAGAAGAAACAAGAAGAAGAAAGAUCCAAUUUUGGUUUGACGUAUUAAGUACCUCGCCUUCAAUUGGUCAAAUUUACACAAAAACAAACUACGACAAUGACAUUGACUAACUUAUUAGACUGGGGUCAUUAAACCUGUGAAACAAAUUUGUCUGUGUGAUAGUCAAAUAGACACAAAGAAAACAAUGCAAUAGAAGCAUACUAUGGUUUAGUAAUGUAAUUUCUGUUUCACAGGUUUUUUUGACUUCACUCUAACAAAUUGUAUUUAUCAUAUAAUCCCAGUGCAUUUGAUACAUGUGGCAAUAGCUAUACUUAAGUUAGAGUGGCUUYAAACAAGUUAAUAGUGUUUAAUGGUCACACCUAAAGGUUUACAACCAAUCUUUGCUUAUCGCACUAGAUAUUAAGUAUUGCAAUGAAGUGUCAUUGUAGACACAUUUUAUUUUUCAAUGCAGGUAUACCAACAAUGAAAAGCAAUUUGGAAGAGAAAAAACAAAAUUAUAUUUUGUUAGAUAUUUGAAAAUAGAAUUAGCACAGUUAAUCCGUGAAAUGAAAUAGUAUGCUUUGUUAUGUUAAUUCCUUUGUUGUUUUUUUAUUGUCUACUCAACACUCAGUGGUCAUUAAUACUGAAAUAUCUGUUUCACGGAUUUAUUGUGUGAACUCUAGAUUUGUCUGUGUUAUACACACUUACAUGUUAUAGUCUCAGCAGACUCGAUAGUUUCAAGUUAGGCAAUAAUUACCAUAAGUUCGACAUUUGAAUAAAGCCUUAGACUGUUUGAUUCUAAACCAAGGUGUAAAAACUUAUGGAAUUUUAUCAGUCUAAGGUUGCUGUGAUUUUUAUUUUAUAGAGUUUGUUUUAACAUAAAAUAUUAUUGAUAGUAUAUUAGUUUGAAUAAAUGAAUCAGUGGCAGUUGUGAUGCCAGAUGUAAGAUUAUAUAAGACAUUA
This is a messenger RNA of Exaiptasia diaphana, 6028 nucleotides long. RefSeq names its product ornithine aminotransferase, mitochondrial. Gene Ontology annotation, cellular component: cytoplasm. The transcript has 7 exons. NCBI's taxonomy places the organism in Eukaryota, Metazoa, Cnidaria, Anthozoa, Actiniaria, Aiptasiidae. Bases 32 to 1327 code for a protein of 431 amino acids. Gene Ontology annotation, molecular function: pyridoxal phosphate binding; L-ornithine transaminase activity; identical protein binding. The record is from RefSeq and is a predicted model, not a curated record.